GACACGAGUGGAAAGGUCGCUGCAAAAAACCGUGCAUCUCAUGGCUGGGCGGCUGUUGAAAGUGUCCACUGUCGCCACUGCAGUAUUUGCAUCUUCCGGAUUUUACCUGUACAACAACAAGCACCUGGACCCGAAUGACCUCAGCAUCAUUAGGUUCGGUCGUGCGGCAGCCACGACUGCCCUCAUCAGCUACGACUACUUCACUGCCUUCCGUGAUGUGGCACAUGGAACCGAAGAGUACUGGGACCUGCGGUCUAAGGUGCACCGGCGGUCUGCGGAGCGUCUGCGUGACCUGUGCUGUGCCAACAGGGGCACCUUCAUCAAGGUGGGACAGCACCUGGGGGCCCUGGACUACCUGCUGCCCCCCGAGUACACCAACACACUCAAGGUGCUGCACAGCAAAGCCCCCCAGAGCACGAUGGAGGAGAUACAGCAGGUCAUACGAGAAGACCUGGGUAAAGAGCUUCGGGAGUUGUUCAGCAGCUUCGAUCAGCAGCCCCAGGGCGCGGCCUCGCUGGCUCAGGUACACAAGGCCGUGCUGCUGGAUGGGCGCACCGUCGCAGUGAAGGUGCAGCACCCUAAGGUGCAGACCCAGAGCGCCAAGGACAUCAUGGUGAUAGAGUUGCUGAUCCACGCGGUCCAUUGGCUAUUCCCAGACUUUGCCUUCAUGUGGUUGGUUGAGGAGGCCAAGAAGAACAUGCCCCUGGAGCUGGACUUCCUGAACGAGGGCCGCAACGCAGACAAGGUGGCAGCCAUGCUCAAGCACUUUGACUUCCUCAAGGUACCCAAGAUUCAUUGGGACCUAUCGACCAAGCGCAUCCUGACGAUGGACUUCGCAGAGGGAGGCCAGGUGAACGACCGGGAAUACAUGAGGAGAAAUGGCAUCGACGUCAAUGAGAUCUCUGAGAACCUGGGGAAGAUGUACAGCGAGAUGAUAUUUGUGCAGGGCUUCGUGCACUGCGACCCCCACCCCGGCAACGUGCUGGUGAGGAAGUGCCCGCGCACCAAGAGGACGGAAAUUGUGUUACUCGAUCACGGCCUAUAUCAGGUCCUGAAGGAGGAUUUCCGCCUGGACUACUGUCGGCUGUGGCAGGCCCUGAUGAAGGCGGACAUGAAGGGCAUCGAGACCUACAGCCGGCGGCUGGGCGCGGGGGACCUGUACCCUCUCUUCGCCUGCGUGCUCACCGCCCGCUCCUGGAAGUCCGUCACGGGGGGCAUCAGCCAGACGCCCGUCACCAACUCAGAGGACGUGGAGAUCCGCACCAACGCCGCCCUGUACCUACCUCAGAUCAGCGACCUGCUGAACCGCGUGCCGCGCCAGAUGCUGCUGCUGCUGAAGACCAACGACCUGCUGCGCGGCAUCGAGACCAUCCUGCAGACACGCGCCUCCUCCAGCUCCUUCCUCAACAUGUCCCGCUGCUGCACCCGCGCCAUUGCCAGUCACAGGCGGAGUAAGGCGUCCUCUCGGAGCAGGCGAGUGCAGAUCUCCAUGUCGGAGGCGUUGACUCUGUGGCAGAUCAGUCUGUACGAGCUCUUCCUGUGGAUGAGGAGCUCCGUGCUCGGCUGCUGGGUCUCAGCGCUCAUCGGGUUCCUGCCCGGAUUCAGCUGAAGAAUGCAAAAUACAUAUGCAUACAUAC
Molecule: messenger RNA, 1637 nt
Organism: Engraulis encrasicolus (European anchovy)
Lineage: Eukaryota; Metazoa; Chordata; Actinopteri; Clupeiformes; Engraulidae
Gene: adck1
Product: aarF domain containing kinase 1
Exons: 12
Coding region: 41-1609 (522 amino acids)
Source: RefSeq, a predicted model, not a curated record